Molecule: messenger RNA, 3053 nt
Organism: Myotis myotis
Lineage: Eukaryota; Metazoa; Chordata; Mammalia; Chiroptera; Vespertilionidae
Gene: EZH1
Product: enhancer of zeste 1 polycomb repressive complex 2 subunit
Exons: 21
Coding region: 155-2398 (747 amino acids)
Biological process (GO): chromatin remodeling
Molecular function (GO): protein binding; histone H3K27 methyltransferase activity
Source: RefSeq, a predicted model, not a curated record
GGCCGCGGCGCGCAGGCGUCCUAGCGGAGGGCGCCUGCGGCUCGGGAUGGAGGCUGAAUAUUUGUUUUGCCUUUAUGUCUUACCGUUCCUCUGAAGAACAGAAGGCACAUUAUAAAACUGGACACUUCCCCUUGCAUUCUGAGAUUACAGCAAAAUGGACAUACCAAAUGCCCCAACUUCCAAAUGUAUCACUUACUGGAAAAGAAAGGUUAAAUCUGAAUACAUGAGACUUCGACAACUUAAACGGCUUCAGGCAAAUAUGGGUGCAAAGGCUCUAUAUGUAGCAAAUUUUGCAAAGGUUCAAGAAAAAACCCAAAUCCUUAAUGAAGAAUGGAAGAAGCUUCGUGUUCAACCUGUUCAGUUGAUGAAGCCUCUGAGUGGGCAUCCUUUUCUCAAAAAGUGUACCAUUGACAGCAUUUUCCCGGGAUUUGCAAGCCAACAUAUGUUAAUGCGGUCUCUGAACACAGUUGCAUUGGUUCCCAUUAUGUAUUCCUGGUCCCCUCUCCAGCAGAACUUUAUGGUAGAAGAUGAGACAGUUUUGUGCAAUAUUCCCUACAUGGGAGAUGAGGUGAAAGAAGAAGAUGAGACGUUCAUUGAAGAGCUGAUCAAUAACUACGAUGGGAAAGUACAUGGUGAAGAAGAGAUGAUUCCUGGAUCUGUCCUGAUUAGUGAUGCUGUUUUCCUGGAGUUGGUAGAUGCCCUGAAUCAGUACUCAGAUGAGGAGGAGGAAGGGCACAAUGACACCUCAGAUGGAAAGCAAGAUGACAGCAAAGAAGAUCUGCCAGUAACAAGAAAGAGAAAACGACAUGCUAUUGAAGGCAACAAAAAGAGUUCCAAGAAACAGUUUCCAAAUGACAUGAUCUUCAGUGCAAUCGCCUCAAUGUUCCCUGAGAAUGGUGUCCCAGAUGACAUGAAGGAGAGGUACCGAGAACUAACAGAGAUGUCAGACCCCAAUGCACUUCCCCCUCAGUGCACACCCAACAUCGAUGGCCCCAAUGCCAAGUCUGUGCAGCGGGAGCAAUCUCUGCACUCCUUCCACACACUUUUUUGCCGGCGCUGCUUUAAAUACGACUGCUUCCUUCACCCUUUUCAUGCUACCCCUAAUGUAUAUAAACGCAAGAACAAAGAAAUCAAGAUUGAACCAGAACCAUGUGGCACAGACUGCUUCCUUUUGCUGGAAGGAGCAAAGGAAUACGCCAUGCUCCACAACCCCCGUUCCAAGUGCUCUGGUCGGCGCCGGCGAAGGCACCACAUGGUCAGUGCUUCCUGCUCCAACACUUCAGCCUCUGCUCUGGCUGAGACUAAAGAAGGGGACAGUGACAGGGACACAGGCAAUGACUGGGCCUCCAGUUCUUCAGAGGCUAACUCUCGCUGUCAGACCCCCACAAAACAGAAGGCUAGUCCAGCCCCCCCUCAGCUCUGUGUAGUGGAAGCACCCUCGGAGCCUGUGGAAUGGACUGGGGCUGAAGAAUCUCUUUUCCGAGUCUUUCAUGGCACCUACUUCAACAACUUCUGUUCAAUAGCGAGGCUUCUGGGGACUAAGACGUGCAAGCAGGUCUUUCAGUUUGCAGUCAAAGAAUCACUUAUCCUGAAGCUGCCAACAGAUGAGCUCAUGAACCCUUCUCAGAAGAAGAAAAGAAAGCACAGGUUGUGGGCUGCACACUGCAGGAAAAUUCAGCUGAAGAAAGAUAACUCUUCCACACAAGUGUACAACUACCAACCCUGCGACCACCCAGACCGCCCCUGCGACAGCACCUGCCCCUGCAUCAUGACUCAGAAUUUCUGUGAGAAGUUCUGCCAGUGCAACCCAGACUGUCAGAAUCGCUUCCCUGGCUGUCGCUGUAAGACCCAGUGCAAUACCAAGCAGUGCCCUUGCUACCUGGCAGUGAGAGAGUGUGACCCCGACCUGUGUCUCACCUGUGGGGCCUCAGAGCACUGGGACUGCAAAGUGGUUUCCUGUAAAAACUGCAGCAUCCAGCGAGGACUCAAGAAGCACCUGCUGCUGGCCCCCUCAGAUGUGGCCGGAUGGGGCACCUUCAUUAAGGAGUCUGUGCAGAAGAACGAGUUCAUUUCUGAAUACUGUGGUGAGCUCAUCUCUCAGGACGAGGCUGAUCGACGAGGGAAGGUCUAUGACAAAUACAUGUCCAGCUUCCUCUUCAACCUCAACAAUGAUUUUGUAGUGGAUGCAACCCGGAAAGGAAACAAAAUUCGAUUUGCAAACCAUUCAGUGAACCCCAACUGUUACGCCAAAGUGGUCAUGGUGAAUGGGGACCAUCGGAUUGGGAUAUUUGCCAAGAGGGCAAUUCAAGCUGGCGAAGAGCUCUUCUUUGAUUACAGGUACAGCCAAGCUGAUGCCCUCAAGUACGUGGGGAUCGAGAGGGAGACUGAUGUCCUUUAGCCCUCCUGGGCUCCAUGCCAGCGCUUAUGGUAGCAGCACUGUCUUUGCUUUCGUGCACACACCACUGCUGCUCAAGUUUCCUGCACUAUGUGUUUCUCACACCAAGAAACCCCCACCCACUCCUCUGUAGUGUGGCCUCAGCUGUGUCCAGUGAGACAAAACUGUCUCAGUGAGAGGGGAGGCAGAGGCAGCUAGGGCUUGGGCUCCCAGGAGAGAGAGGUGCAGAAGUCAGUGUUGCAUCUCAGGCCUCAGAGGAAGUGAGCACAGGUGAGGGUGGGUGAUAUAUGCAUGAUUUCUUGUCACCCAGGCGGUGGGCCUCAGGAAUCAACUUGGGCAGUUCCCACAAGCAUUAGCCGUUAAUUAUAACUUUCCAAAUCAAGGGUCCUUAUGUAAUUGGGUUGCCAGCAUAUCUCUCUGUGGUCCUAAGACCUGGAGAAGACAGGCUAAGUGACAUUUAGGACCUGGAGCUUCUGAGUGAUCUGGGUUAAAGGUGAGUCUGGCAGGCAGCAGAGACUGAAUUCAGAGGGGAGGUGGGUCACCUUACUACCUUUUCCUUCCUGGCAGGGCUCAACCUGAGCGUGGGUUCUAAGUAUAGAUAUUCAAUGCUGGGAGAAGGGAAGAUAAAGGCCCUCCUCCCGGGGACAGUGAGAACCAG